Strongyloides ratti is the source of this 1620-nucleotide messenger RNA. RefSeq names its product Mannosyl-oligosaccharide alpha-1,2-mannosidase. The transcript has 5 exons. The coding region runs from base 1 to 1620 and encodes 539 amino acids. Gene Ontology annotation, cellular component: endoplasmic reticulum; Golgi membrane. Lineage: Eukaryota; Metazoa; Nematoda; Chromadorea; Rhabditida; Strongyloididae. Gene Ontology annotation, molecular function: calcium ion binding; mannosyl-oligosaccharide 1,2-alpha-mannosidase activity. The record is from RefSeq and is a predicted model, not a curated record. Gene Ontology annotation, biological process: N-glycan processing; carbohydrate metabolic process.
AUGAGAACAGUGUAUUUUAAUAGAAAAUCACUGUUUCUAUUAUUAGUUGUUAUAGGAAUUUCUGUUCUAUGUAUUAUAACAAUUUUAAAUUCAAACAAUGAUAAUAAUAACACAUUAAAGAGUAAUGACAAUAAUAAAAUUUUAACAAAUAGUGAAAAUACUCCUAUAAAUAUUAAAGAUAUUAAUGUAAGAAAAAAAUUAGUAAAAAAUAAUAUUGAUAAUAAAAAAGCAGAAUUUAUUAAAAAAAUGAUGAAACAUGCAUGGGAUGGAUAUAAAAAAUAUGCAUGGGGUGCUAACGAAUUAAAUUCAAUUCAUAAAAUGGCAUCAAGUCAAGAAAUAUUUGGUGGACCAAAAAUGCCAGCAACAAUAGUUGAUGCUGCUGAUACUUUAUAUAUAAUGGAUAUGAUGAAAGAAUAUAAAGAGGCUGAAGAAUAUUUAUUUAAAAAUUUUAAAGCAUCUGAUGCUAUUAGAAAUUUAUCUGUGUUUGAAAUGACUAUUCGUUUUAUUGGUGGUUUUCUCUCAUUAUUUGCAUUAACUGGUAAAGAAACUUACAAAAUAUUUGCUAAAAAUGUUGCUGAUAUUUUAAUUGUAUCAUUCAACUCUCCGACUGGUUUACCAUACAAUGUUGUUACACCAAAAGAUAAUAGAACAAUGAAUUAUGGUUGGGUUACAAAUAAUGCUCAUAUUCUUGCAGAUGUUGGGACAUUACAUCUUGAAUUUGAUUAUCUUUCAAAUAUAACUGGUGAUUCUAAUUAUCGUAAUAAAGUAAUUAAUGUACGCAAUAUUAUUGAAAAACAAAAAAAAGUUGAUAAUUUAUAUGGUCUUUACCUUAGCAAAGAUGAUGGACAUUUUGUUACAAGAGAAGUAUCUCUAGGAGCUAUGGGUGAUUCUUUUUAUGAGUAUUUACUCAAAGAAUGGCUUAUUUCUAAUAAAAAAGAUACUAUUGCAUAUGAUAUGUAUAAAGAAGCAUCUAAAAAUAUUAGAAAAAAAAUGAUUAUUAAAUCUAAAGGAAAUUUUACCUAUUUAGUUGAAUUAAAAAAUGGAAAAAUCUUAAAUAAAAUGAGUCAUUUAUCAUGUUUUUCAGUUGGUAUGUUUGCACUUGAAGCAUACCAUUCAACUGAUGAAAAUGAAAAAAAAGAAAUUAUGGAAUUAGCAGAAGAGUUGGGUAAUACAUGUUACCAUAGUUACAAACUUUCUAAAACGGGUCUAGGUCCAGAAAUGUUUCAUUUUGAUUCAACUAAGGAUGCUACAAGUUCAACCGGUGAAGUUCAGUAUUUUUUAAGACCCGAGGUAAUUGAAGGAAUAUAUUAUCUUUAUAAAUUAACUGGUAAUGAUAAAUAUAAAGAAUGGAAUUGGGAGAUUGCACAAAAUAUUGAGAAAUGGUGUAGGAAUGAUGCUGGGUAUCAUGGACUAAGAAAUGUUUAUAACCCAGAAGCUGGUUAUGAUCCAACACAACAAAGUUUUUUCCUCGCUGAAACAUUAAAAUAUUUAUAUCUUACUUUUGUUAAUGAUAAAAUUCCUCUGGAUAAAUCCAAAAAUAUAAAUAACCGAGAAUUGGUUAAAAAAAUGUUCUAUCACGGAAAGAUCAAUAAUUUUUCUAAAAAGUGUCUGAAAUGUUAG